Messenger RNA from Babesia microti strain RI, 645 nucleotides. RefSeq lists its product as hypothetical. The transcript has a single exon. The record is from RefSeq and is a predicted model, not a curated record. The coding region runs from base 1 to 645 and encodes 214 amino acids. Lineage: Eukaryota; Apicomplexa; Aconoidasida; Piroplasmida; Babesiidae.
AUGCACAGAGGAAGUUUGAAAACAGACGCUGAAAUUGUAUAUAAACAAAACAAAUUUCAUCAGAAAGAAUUGGUUAAAUGGGAGGCUGGAAGUGACUACGAUUCCCAAUGUACACAAAAUUGUAAUACCAACAACAACUCAUAUUUGAAUGUGGGAGAUUUGCCCGGGAUAUUUAACCUUCCUCCUUUGUAUGGGCCACCAAAAUGCUCUUCCCUCCACGUUUCUGGCUAUGACGAAAAUUUGUAUACCACACAACUUGACAUAUCCACCAUUCCCAAGGAAGUACAAGAAAGGGCUUCAAAAAUCGCUUUGGAAAUCCAAGAAACUCAGAGGGACUCCUUUUCCGAGGGGUCUGUAGAUGAGCCUGAUGUAUCUUCCCUAGUGGUUGAGGAUAGUGAUGGUCAUAUUUGUAGUACCUUUGGAUCAGCAUUGUCCCCAAUUGACAAUUCGUCGGUUAAUUCUAAUGUUUCAGAGCAUACAUGCAAGUCCCAAUUAAUACCCACUGCUCCACCUUCAUCACCCCUUAAAGAAUCAGAUCUGGAUUCUCACAAUUCAACCAAUAAUUGUAAGGGUACCAAGGCUCCUUUUAAAUUUAAUCCCAAUGCCGCAGAAUUUGUGCCAAUGGCCUACGGAAGGGGAUUAUAA